Messenger RNA from Neohortaea acidophila, 1659 nucleotides. Its product is annotated as Set1C complex protein. The transcript has a single exon. The annotation marks the transcript as partial. NCBI's taxonomy places the organism in Eukaryota, Fungi, Ascomycota, Dothideomycetes, Mycosphaerellales, Teratosphaeriaceae. Gene Ontology annotation, cellular component: Set1C/COMPASS complex. The record is from RefSeq and is a predicted model, not a curated record. Gene Ontology annotation, molecular function: transcription cis-regulatory region binding; protein binding.
ACACCAAGCAUCCCAAACCCAUCCCCUCGACCAACGUCCAAAACGCCCGCUCCAGCACCCACACCGAUCCAGCGCGAGCAACGAGAAAAGAAAGAGUCGCUGAAGAAACGGGAGAGCAACGCACUCAAUGGCUCUACCACCUCCACCACCCUGGGCAAGCGGAAAGCCGCCAAUGCCAACCUGGCCAUCCACUCCCCCCUCCGCUAUCCCCUUCGACAGCCUCUAGCGACCGACUUCGAGCUGCCGAAAGAAGAUGUCAUGGUCUCGCAUGAACCUUAUCCCUUCGAGAUGCCCGAUGGAGAAAGACAGCUGUACAAACCCGUUGAUCUGGCGGAAAACAAGAAGGGUUUUCGAUACACGCGAGCAAUCGCCGACCCUCACUUUCCGCACAAACAGUACUUUCGCAACACCUCUCCGCCCCCGCAUUACGCGCGACUGAGCUUCGAGGACGCGGACAAGCUGAUGCACUUCACUACGAAUGCGCUGAUUACGACGAAUGAGAAGGGAUGGCGGAUGGUGCGGUCGAAUGUGUGCGCGCGAGAGGGCACGCUCUACUAUGAGAUUAAAAUCCACCGUGGGGUGCCCGCCACCGGUCCCGAUCCAGAUGCGCAGGGUCCACAGCCACACGUCAGGUUUGGGUGGGCGAGGAGAGAAGCGCCUUUGGACGCGCCGGUUGGGUUUGAUGGGUACAGCUACGGCAUUACGGAUGUGCGAUUCGAGACCAUGCAUCGUAGUCGACCGGGGAAAUUCUACCAGGCGAAGAAGUCGAAAGCAAAGACUGUCAAAGGAGCUGCUGCGGCGCCGCAGUUCGUCACGCUUGCGCUGGAGGAUCAAGAUGUCAAGGAGGGGGAUGUGAUUGGGCUGGAAAUCCAACUACCCUCUCUCAACCUCCAUCAAAAGGUCGUUAGCGGCGUCUACAAUCCCGCCGUAGACGCCGGCGAUGGCUUCGACGACCAAGCACACACUCUCGAUCCCGGAGCAGAUACGCUUGACAUUGUGCGCGACCGCAUACCCGUCCUCUACAAGAGCAACACCUACUUCGAAGCCUUCGACCACGUGUCAACGAAACAUAUGGAGUCCUACGCCGACCGCACCACCAACCUCUCCUCUCUCGCCAGCCAAAUCAACUACUCCACCGGCAAAGACGCCAUCAAAGCGCCUCCCGGCCCGAACCACGAACAACCCACCUUGCGCACGCUCCCGCAAUCCACCAUCCGCGUUUACAAAAACGGGAAACCCAUCGGCACCGCUUUUGAAAACCUCCUCGCCUUUCUGCCUCCUGCUUCAGCUCCUAGCAAACUCCCGGCUGGUGGAAGGGAGGGCUUCGACGAUGGUCUGGUCGGCUAUUACCCUGCCGUCUCUUGCUUCUGGGGCGGCAUCGCGGAAGUGAAUUUCGGCAACGGGCGACAGGGCUUCUGGGCGCCGCCGGCACACCUCGCCCACACAAAGGACACACACAAUGUUCCUCCCCCAACGACGGCCGAGGGCCCCGACGUGGAAAUGCGGGAUGCGGGGAUCGAUGCGAGUGGUGCUAAGAACGGCUGGAAUCCGGGGCGGUUGUGCAGGCCGAUUGCGGAGAGGUAUCGGGAGCAGAUUGCGGAGGAUGUGGUGUGGGAUAUUGUGGAUGAGGUGGACUUUUUCAUGCAGGAUGGUGGGUUU